AUGGAAGAAGAAAGCAUCACAUUAUUACUACAGCAGCUCCAGGAGCUCUGUACAGAGAUGCGGACUCAGAAACAACAGCUCCAAGAAGAGAAUAACAGCUUACAGGCAGAACUACAGGCCGUACAGAACUCACAACUAAGAAACCAUCCACCAGUUACCACUACAGUUACAUCCGCAACGCCCACCCCCUACAAACAAAGCUAUCCCUGUCCUUGUCACCUGGAUGUCAAACCCUUUACUGGAGAAGACCCUAAGGACUACCCUCCUUUCCAGAUGAACCUUUAUAUAAAGUUUGCAAUCAACGCCGCCUGCUACCCUACAGAGGAGGAACAAGUUUACUAUGCCUACAGCCGCCUAAGAGGAAAAGCCAGCCAACACCCUAGGCAGGUGGCCAUAGUCCAGGAAGAACAAGACCAAAUCAAUGACUACAGCAAGAGCUGCCUGACCUAUGGGGUAAUCAGUAACAAGUUUGUCAAGAUAUAUUAA
Messenger RNA from Aspergillus nidulans FGSC A4, 486 nucleotides. RefSeq lists its product as uncharacterized. The record is from RefSeq and is a predicted model, not a curated record. Bases 1 to 486 code for a protein of 161 amino acids. NCBI's taxonomy places the organism in Eukaryota, Fungi, Ascomycota, Eurotiomycetes, Eurotiales, Aspergillaceae. The transcript is spliced from 3 exons.